This is a messenger RNA of Fraxinus pennsylvanica, 786 nucleotides long. The record is from the annotation of a GenBank genome assembly. NCBI's taxonomy places the organism in Eukaryota, Viridiplantae, Streptophyta, Magnoliopsida, Lamiales, Oleaceae.
AUGACCUCCCUCCCUCACUGUCUUCCCUCCAUUACCGGCCAGCGUCGUCGACCGGUCUUCCGGUUCAAACAACGGCCGUUUCGAUGCUCAGCAGCUGCUGAACGCCAGACGCUUUUUAACCGUAUUGCUCCUGUCUACGAUAAUUUGAAUGAUUUGUUUAGCUUGGGAAACCAUAGAAUAUGGAAAAGAAUGGCGGUUUCUUGGAGUGGGGCAAAAGAAGGAGAUAAUGUGUUGGAUUUAUGUUGUGGAAGUGGGGAUUUGGCUUUUCUCUUGUCUGAGAAAGUUGGACUCAAUGGCCAGGUGACAGCACUUGAUUUCUCGAAGGAGCAAUUACAAAUUGCUGCAUCUCGCCAGCAAAUGCGAUCAAAACCCUGUUACGAGAAUAUUAAGUGGGUUGAAGGAAAUGCAGUUGACUUACCAUUCUCUGACUCCUAUUUUGACGCCAUUACAAUUGGCUACGGGUUAAGAAAUGUGGUAGAUAGGCCGAAAGCGAUGGAGGAGAUGUGCAGAGUUCUAAAGAAAGGUUCAAAAGUAUCUGUUCUCGACUUUAACAAAAGCACUCAUCCAAUUGCCAUUUCAUUUCAGGAUUGGGUGAUUGAUAAUGUGAUAGUUCCUGUUGCAAGUGGGUAUGGCCUUGCAAGUGAGUAUGAAUACUUGAAGAACUCAAUCAAGGAAUAUCUGACAGGAGAUGAGUUGGAAAAGAUAGCUUUAGCAGCAGGAUUUUCCGCUGCCAAACAUUAUGAGUUUAGCGGAGGAUUCAUGGGAAAUUUAGUAGCCACCCGAUAA